AUGCAUUCUCCCGGUGUCGGCAGCAGUUCCCAACCCAGUGCAGCUCGAGCCAUCGCGUCGAUUGAUGAGGGGCCACCGAAGGUUCCCAAAGGGGCCCACCCGAGCGAUGCGACGCAAGGCAGGCAGGCCGCUGGCCAGUCGCCGCGGCAACCACCGCGGCCGCCGCCGCCCCCCCCGGAGUCCGUCCAGACCAUUCUCGAGACGUUCCGGGAGCAGGUGGCGGCCCAGACGAGGCAGAACGAAGCUUUCAUCGCAGCAUUCCACACCAUGAACGAGCAAAAUCAGCAGAACUUCCAGGCCCUCCAGCAGGCCAUUCUGCAAGUUGCUUCUCAUCGGGAUGUGGGAGGUGCAACUGGAGGCACCGCCACGCCAGAGGCAGCACAGGGCAACGUUGGCAGUAAUACAUUCUUCAAGAGUUUCCCAGCUUCUUUGAACAAGAGUUUGGAUAAGGUGACGUACGAUUUCGAGCAGAAUUUGGGUAAAUCAGUGAAGGCGAAGGCAAUGCAUGCAAAGGCAGUUGAAGACGUCAAGCUUCUCGCUCAAGGGUCUUACCCCAACGGGAUGAGGCCAUUCAAAAGCCCAGCCCACCACGUGGAAUUGGACGCUCCUUGGAGCACAGCUGCAUCGACGGACGUGUCUGUUGCGUUGCCGUCCGGUCAGUUAUGUACGAUUCCCAAGGGGUUUACCCGCAGAGAAGCUAAAGCUGCCUUGCACAGAUGGGUCGCUCAUGAGUUGAGGGCCAUCGACGUGGAGGCUCUGGAGUCUUCCUCCGCUAACGCAGCAGAAAUGUCCAAGAAGAGCGUCUUUGCCAAGACGUGCGAAGACAUCAUGGACAAAGCCUGUUCGUCUCAAGCUUCAGAUUUAGGCCUGGAGGAGCCCCUCAUGAAGCAGGUCAGCCCUGAGAUGCGGGCCGAGAAGGUGGAGGAGCUCUACCGCCGGGCCGUGCUGAAAGUGGAGAAAACUGAAGCCAGCAAGCGGGACGCGCUCGAAAAACACCGGCGAGCCGAAGAGCAGAAGGAGCAGCAACUUUUGCAGACCAAGCCGGAGUCCCUCUUCCAGAACGCUGUGGAACACAUCGCGGAGGCUGCAGUUCAGAAGGCAAUGGCGGCCCAGGACUCGAUGGUCGUGGAAGACCUUCCCGGGACAGGCGGUGCAACCGCCGGCCACGAACACACAGCCAAGUUCGUCGAAGCCUUGGCAAAAAACGGCGGACCCCCCGGGGGAGCCCGGGGGAAGCAACAGACAGCUUCCCGCAGCACGCCGCCCAAACCACAGGGCGCGGGCAGGGGGAAGGGCAAAGGCAAGCCAAAAGGUGGGAAAGGCAAAGGCUAUGGCAAGAAAGGCAAAGGAAAGCGCGGAAAGAAGUGA
This is a messenger RNA of Prorocentrum cordatum, 1368 nucleotides long. The record is from the annotation of a GenBank genome assembly. Lineage: Eukaryota; Dinophyceae; Prorocentrales; Prorocentraceae.